ACUCGCGCCCUGGCUUCCUGUCCUACCUUCGACCCCGGGAAGCGCAGGCCUUUGGGGAGUCGCCCCUCUCCUCUCGGCAGGACUGCUGGAAAGCACGAGCAGGGAGGCCAUGGCCGCCCUGCAGGUGACUGUGGGCACCAUCACGGUGGAUGGGCAAACCCUGUUCUACCGGCAGGCCAAUCCAGCCCAGCAGGCCCCCAAGCUGUCUGUCCUGCUGCUCCACGGCAUUCGCUUUUCAUCCGAGACCUGGCUCAACCUGCAGACGCUGUCUAAGCUGGCGGAUUCUGGCUACCGCGCUGUGGCCAUUGAUCUGCCAGGGUUCGGCCAUUCCAAGGAGGCGACAGCUCCGGCCCCUGUUGGGCAGCCUGCCCCGGGGGGUUUCCUGAAGGCUGUCUGUGAGGCCCUGCAGUUGGGCCAGGUGGUUGUGAUCAGCCCAUCCCUCAGCGGGAUGUACUCGCUCCCAUUCCUCUUCCAGCACAGCCAGCUGGUUCAGGCCUAUGUGCCAGUGGCGCCCAUCUGCACCGAGAAGUUCCCCGCCAUGCAGUACGCCAGCAUAAAGCCUACUCCAGACAGCAGCCCCUCAAGGCUCCAGCCCCCCAUCUCCAGUGCUGGUCUGAAUCCUGGGGGUCAGCAGAUAACUCUCACUGAAAUCAGGACCCCCACGCUGAUUGUGUAUGGGGACCAGGACGCCGAGCUGGGGGAGGUGAGCCUGAACAACCUCAAGAACCUGCCCAAUCACAAGGUGCUGCUGCUGAAAGGAGCGGGACAUGCCUGUUACCUGGACAAGCCGGAGGAGUGGCACCUGGGCCUGCUGGACUUCCUGAAGAGCCUGGAGUGACGAGCGGCCUCUCUUCUCCCCCAGAACCUUCAGUGCGCGAUCUGUCAGGCACACGGCUGGCUCUUUGGUGCAUACCUCCUGUGGAGGAUCUGGGGACCACAGCUUCUCUCUCCCACUAGAGCGGGUACUUAAUCGAUGGCUUCUUGCCAAUCUCGGACAAUUGCAGCACACUGGGGGGUUUGCAAAGGGCGGCCACGCAGCCAGAGGCGCCCUCCUGGCAGCCAGGUGCUUGCUCCUUUUCCUUCUUUUUAAAAUGAUUAAAAUUGAAAGGUCUGUAGAAGCUGAUUGGCCACUAGCAUGGGGUGAGAUGGGGGUAUUGAGGGCAGGUUCCCCAGUGCAAGCCUGUCCUGCCAGUCCUAGCUCCACAGCUCUGCCAAUGCCCCUGCUCCUACCCUGCAGCCUCCCUGCGACUCCAGCCCU
Messenger RNA from Terrapene triunguis (Three-toed box turtle), 1258 nucleotides. It is a transcript of the gene ABHD14B, whose product is annotated as abhydrolase domain containing 14B. Bases 110 to 838 code for a protein of 242 amino acids. The transcript is spliced from 5 exons. NCBI's taxonomy places the organism in Eukaryota, Metazoa, Chordata, Testudines, Emydidae. The record is from RefSeq and is a predicted model, not a curated record. Gene Ontology annotation, cellular component: cytoplasm.